This is a messenger RNA of Talaromyces stipitatus ATCC 10500, 1329 nucleotides long. RefSeq lists its product as uncharacterized. The record is from RefSeq and is a predicted model, not a curated record. Gene Ontology annotation, molecular function: oxidoreductase activity. NCBI's taxonomy places the organism in Eukaryota, Fungi, Ascomycota, Eurotiomycetes, Eurotiales, Trichocomaceae. The transcript has 2 exons. Bases 1 to 1329 code for a protein of 442 amino acids.
AUGGAUAGUAUAUACAGCUAUCUUCGAGAGGUGAUCCUCUCAAUCCAACAGCUCUCCAUGUUAGAGAUUACACUCUACGCUUCCGUGAUCUUGGGAGCGUAUGUGCUUCUUGUCCGUUCACUUCGCUUCCGUCGUAUCAGACAGCUCGAGGCACACUACAACUACGAUACGCAUGCCUCGAUGGCAAAAAUGACAGAUCAAGAAGCAUGGGAGAUUCAACGAGCAAUGGCUCAGCUCGAGUUUCCAUUCACCGUGGAAAAGAGUCUCCAAUUUGCACUUUUUCGCACAUACGGAAUCCCGACGAUCUCCAAAACUUUGAUGAAAACUAAGCAGUUUUCUAAUAGUCUCAACUCUGGCAAACGCUAUGUUGACACAUGCGUCCUGAUUGGCGAAUUCAUCGUCCACAGCCCAGCAUCAGUGCGUUCUCGUUUGGGACUCUCUCGGACAAAGUAUCUGCAUCAAGGGUAUCGUAAUUCGGGCUCCGUCCGUGAAGAAGACAUGCUCUACACACUGUCCCUGUUUGCAACAGAACCCAUCCGCUUCAUAAACUUGUACGAAUGGCGUACAGCCACUGAACUGGAACGGUGUGCCAUGGGCGUGUUUUGGAAAUCUGUCGGAGAUGCUCUGGGUAUUGACUAUUCUGCUUUCCUCCCAUCCGCCAAAGCCGCCGCGAUGGCUGCCGAAGAAGGGAACGCUGCUAGUGGCACUGUCAAUGGCUUCAUAGAUGGAAUCCACUGGCUCGAUGAAAUCACUGCCUGGGCACAAGAAUAUGAAAAGAAGGCCAUGGUCCCCGCCCAAACAAACCGAGACACUGCCGACCAGACAACAGCCAUCCUCACCUAUGCCCUCCCACGUCCAUUCAAGUUCCUAGGCAACUGGUUCGUCUCUUCUAUGAUGGAUGACCGUCUUCGUCACGCAAUGAUUUACCCUUGUGCCCCCUAUAUCGCAGAGAAGAUGAUCUCUCUCGCUUUCGAAACACGCAAGUUCUUCAUACGCAAUCUGUGCCUUCCUCGGCCUGAGUUUAUGCGUCAUGUCUCCUUCACCGAGAAACCGGAUCGUCAAACUGGUUCUUAUCAUGUCACACAUUGGACGGCAGAGCCGUUCUAUGUCAAACCUACUUUGUGGAAUAGAUGGUUGAGUCCAGCUGCUAUCAUAUCGCGUAUCUUGGGGUACCCUGUGCCUGGUAGUCAGGGGGAUAAGUACCAUCCUCAGGGCUAUGACUUGGGUGACAUGGGCCCGCAAAAGUUCGAAGGUAAGGGCAAGGACUAUGUGGAACGUGAGAUGAAGACUUUGGAGAAAGAGCGAAGGGGGCAGUGUCCUUUUUUCUAG